AGGCAUGGUGGCGGGUGCCUGUAAUCCCAGCUACUCGGGAGGCUGAGGCAAGAGAAUUGCUUGAACCCAGGAGGCAGAAGUUGCAGUGAGCCGAGACCGCGCCAUUGUACUCCAGCCUGGGUGACAGAGCGAGACUCUGUCUCAAAAAUAAAUAAAUAAAUGAAAGUAUUUAAUGAAUUAUAUUAUACCAUCUAUAUAUAAACAAAGGACCAAUUUUCUUUCAAAUCAUUACUUCUACCUCCAUAAUUAAUACGGUAUUCUAUUAUAAUCAACAACUUACGUUAUGUCCCCAGUUAUAUACUCUUUUUUUAAAAAGGGGGGGCUGUUCUCUAUGACCGUUGUAGGACUUCAUCUUGAUUUUGCUGUGUUUAGUGAUAACAUUGUUCUCAUGGGGUUGUAUCUGUUCUAUUUUUUAACGUUUUAUUUAAUGAAUGAUAAUUUUUGAUACUUAAAAUUACAGAUUAUCUUUUGUGAUCUUAUUUGAAUGUGUGUGGACUUUUUCGUUCCCUAGAUUGACUUUUAAUUAUUUUUUCUGGCUCUGUGAUUCCUUUUAACCUUUUGCUUUUAUUUUACCUUAUUAUCGUUUGCCACAUUAGAUCAUUUGUAUGACAAGGCAGGAUAUGAAUAAAUAAUUUUAUAAUUUAAUCCAAUAUUAAUUACAGUUUUGCUAUGUAGGAAUAAUUUGGAAUGUUUUAGAAAAUUAGCAAUUCCUCUGCAUUUCUUUUUUCAAUUAUCAUGGCAACAUUAAAGGUUUUGUAAAACUAGUACAGAAGUAAACAUCUUUAAGUUUACUACUUCUAAAAGAAAUAUCUAUAUCCCACUGUUCUGAGUAGAAAGUAAAAAUUUGUAUGUUAACAAUUAUUGGAAAUGGGAUCUUGCUUAUGAGUAUUCAAAUGAACACAUCUCAUAUUCUUGACCUUUGCAUCAUUAAUUCAGAGAGCCAAGUAGCUUGACACUAGAACAUAUUUAGAGGAGUGACUCAUUUUUAUGAUUCAUUUUUCUGUUAAUUCAAUAAACAUUUUCUUGUAGUAGCCUUUAUUAGUAUAUCUUCUAAUGUGUUAUGUAUUUUUAAGCUUUCAACUUCACUUAAAUGUCUUGUUUCUUAGCUGUUUCCCUAGCGAUUAAAAGUUCCAGUUGUUACUUUCAAUCUAUAACAGCUGCAAGAACAACUCUUCUUUCCAAGCCAGCUCUCCUAAAUUCCCGUUGUUAGAGUUGGUAUCUAUAUUUAGCUAGUGGGAUUAAAUUGCAAAGGCUUCAAGCUGGGCAAAGCACACUGAUCUGCCUUUUUACAGCUAGACCUGUGUGCUGCAAGGAGCUAAGGCCUUCAGUGUCCCCUUCCUUACCCAGGUUUCUCACAGAAUGGAUUCCCAGCGGGAACUUGCAGAGGAACUGCGGCUUUACCAAUCCACCCUUCUUCAGGAUGGUCUAAAAGAUCUCCUGGAUGAGAAAAAAUUCAUCGAUUGCACCCUAAAAGCAGGUGACAAAAGUCUUCCUUGCCACAGAUUGAUUUUGUCAGCUUGUAGUCCUUACUUCCGUGAGUACUUUUUAUCUGAAAUUGAUGAGGCGAAAAAAAAGGAGGUAGUGCUAGAUAAUGUGGAUCCUGCUAUACUUGAUUUAAUCAUCAAAUACCUGUACUCUGCCAGUAUUGAUCUCAAUGAUGGAAAUGUGCAAGAUAUUUUUGCAUUGGCCAGCCGCUUUCAGAUCCCCUCAGUGUUUACUGUCUGCGUUUCUUAUCUUCAGAAAAGACUUGCUCCUGGUAACUGUCUAGCCAUCCUAAGAUUAGGACUUCUUCUUGACUGCCCGAGACUCGCCAUUUCUGCCCGUGAAUUUGUGUCUGAUCGCUUUGUACAGAUUUGUAAGGAAGAGGACUUUAUGCAACUGUCUCCACAGGAACUGAUCUCAGUCAUUUCAAAUGACAGCCUAAAUGUAGAAAAAGAAGAAGCAGUAUUUGAGGCAGUGAUGAAAUGGGUGCGAACAGACAAGGAAAACAGGGUUAAAAACCUUAGUGAAGUGUUUGAUUGUAUCCGUUUUCGCCUUAUGACAGAAAAAUAUUUUAAGGAUCAUGUUGAGAAAGAUGAUAUAAUUAAAAGCAACCCAGACCUCCAGAAAAAAAUCAAAGUUCUAAAAGAUGCUUUCGCAGGCAAACUCCCAGAACCUAGCAAAAAUGCCACGAAGACUGGGGCUGGUGAGGUGAAUGGUGAUGUUGGUGAUGAAGAUUUACUUCCUGGUUACCUGAAUGACAUUCCCAGGCAUGGAAUGUUUGUAAAAGACCUCAUCCUCUUGGUUAAUGACACAGCAGCAGUGGCUUAUGACCCCACGGAAAAUGAAUGCUACCUUACUGCACUGGCUGAGCAGAUUCCCAGAAAUCAUUCCAGCAUUGUUACCCAGCAAAAUCAGAUAUAUGUGGUAGGAGGACUAUAUGUGGAUGAAGAAAAUAAGGAUCAACCUCUACAGUCAUACUUCUUCCAGCUCGAUAGCAUAGCAUCUGAAUGGGUUGGACUUCCACCUCUGCCUUCAGCCAGGUGUCUCUUCGGUCUGGGAGAGGUGGAUGAUAAAAUCUAUGUAGUUGCAGGCAAAGACCUUCAAACAGAGGCUUCGCUGGAUUCAGUAUUAUGCUAUGAUCCUGUGGCUGCAAAAUGGAACGAAGUAAAAAAACUCCCUAUCAAAGUCUAUGGCCAUAAUGUGAUUUCACAUAAAGGGAUGAUAUAUUGUCUAGGAGGAAAGACAGAUGACAAAAAAUGUACAAACAGGGUGUUUAUCUUCAACCCCAAAAAAGGAGAUUGGAAAGAUCUGGCUCCAAUGAAAAUUCCUCGUUCCAUGUUUGGAGUAGCAGUCCAUAAAGGCAAAAUUGUGAUUGCAGGAGGUGUCACUGAAGAUGGUCUUUCAGCUUCAGUUGAAGCUUUUGACCUUACAACAAAUAAAUGGGAUGUAAUGACCGAAUUUCCCCAAGAAAGAAGCUCCAUCAGUUUGGUCAGCCUGGCUGGAUCUCUGUAUGCAAUUGGUGGUUUUGCUAUGAUUCAACUGGAGUCUAAAGAAUUUGCACCCACUGAAGUCAAUGACAUAUGGAAGUAUGAAGAUGAUAAAAAAGAAUGGGCUGGGAUGUUGAAGGAAAUACGUUAUGCUUCAGGAGCUAGUUGCCUAGCAACACGUUUAAAUCUCUUCAAACUGUCUAAACUGUGAACAAGGGUAUCCUUACACUGAUUUUCUAUUACAAUUGGAAGUGGAGAAUAUGUGCAUCUACACUAAAAAAGUGUUUAAAAUAUCAAAAACCUCUCCUCGUGCUUCAAAAUGACAGGAAUCCUGUGCAUUAUACUAAGAAUUACAUGCCAUAAGAUGACUUCAGAAAUCCUACUUCAGAAGUGUAAUAAAUGGAUGGGGAAAUCGUUUGAUGGGGAAAAGUCUCUUGUAAGUAAAAGUAGUCAAAUUCAAA
Messenger RNA from Gorilla gorilla gorilla (western lowland gorilla), 3430 nucleotides. It is a transcript of the gene KLHL41, whose product is annotated as kelch like family member 41. Gene Ontology annotation, molecular function: protein binding. Gene Ontology annotation, biological process: regulation of myoblast proliferation; regulation of skeletal muscle cell differentiation; regulation of myoblast differentiation. The record is from RefSeq and is a predicted model, not a curated record. The transcript has 7 exons. NCBI's taxonomy places the organism in Eukaryota, Metazoa, Chordata, Mammalia, Primates, Hominidae. Bases 1360 to 3180 code for a protein of 606 amino acids. Gene Ontology annotation, cellular component: cytoskeleton; sarcoplasmic reticulum membrane; M band.